Molecule: messenger RNA, 1756 nt
Organism: Eublepharis macularius
Lineage: Eukaryota; Metazoa; Chordata; Lepidosauria; Squamata; Eublepharidae
Gene: DCPH1
Product: acidic residue methyltransferase 1
Exons: 6
Coding region: 26-1420 (464 amino acids)
Biological process (GO): DNA damage response
Cellular component (GO): cytoplasm; nucleus
Molecular function (GO): phosphatase activity
Source: RefSeq, a predicted model, not a curated record
GGAAGGUGGUGCCAUAAGGAGUAAAAUGGCGGCGCAAAUGGUGGUGCUACCGGUACCUCUCUCGGGCAAGUUCAAGGGAUCUUUUGCAUAUGAUACAAUUAAAGACAGGCUGCCUCAAAUCCUGACUAGAGUUAUUGAUACUCUGCAUCGACAUAGAAAUGAGUUCUUUGAAGAACAUGGAGAAAAAGGUAUUGAAGCAGAGAAGAAAGCUAUAGCCUAUCUCUCCAAGUUACGUAAUGAAUUGCAGACAGACAAGCUGUUGAUUCCUUUGAAUGAUAACCUGCCUGAUACCGCUCUGUGGAACCAGUACCUAGAAUAUCAGCAGAAUUUAUCAUAUGGACCUCCAAGCUGGUUUAAAUCACCUUGGUUAUAUGUGGAAUGUUAUAUGUAUCGUAGAAUUUAUGAGGCUUUAGUUCAAAAUGGGACUCAAAGCAACUUACAACAUCAUUCUCCCUUUCCAUUUUAUUCUUACAACAGUCUUCCUGUGAGUUCUCCCAUCAGUGAUUUUGAUGUAUUUAAGGAAGAAAAAGUACAAGGUUUUUUUGAAUCUCAGCAAGCAAUUGUUACUUUAAGUACAUACUUCCAAGAGCUGCUGAAAAAUAUAGCAGAUCUAGAUGAAAAACGUCUUCAGGAGGAAUUUUUUAAGCUGCUGCAGGUUUCGCUAUGGGGCAAUAAGUGUGACUUGUCAAUUUCAGGUGGUAAAGCUAAUUCUCAGAAGUCAGAUCCCUUGCAAUCUCUGGAAAAGUUAAAAUCUUUUAUUUUAGUGGAUCACAUGGAAAAUAUAUGGUCACUGCUUAUAAAUCAAAAGAAAAUGAACUCAUGGAGUAGCACUAGAAUUGACAUGGUCUUGGAUAAUGCUGGAUUUGAACUUACUGCUGAUCUUGUACUAGCUGACUUUUUGUUAUCAUCAAAGUUAGCCGCCGAAAUUCAUUUUCAUGGAAAAAGUAUCCCAUGGUAUGUAUCAGAUACUACAAAUCAUGACUUGAAUUGGACUAUUAAGCAAAUGCUGUCAGCUAAUCACAGAUGGAUGUCUAAGUGUGGCGUGAGCUGGGAGGGAAAUAUGAAAAAUGGUGUUUGGAUUUAUCAUGAUCAUUUUUUCUGGACUUUGCCACAUGAAUUUUCAAGCAUGGCACAGGUUGCUCCUGAUUUGUAUGCAGAGUUGCAGAAGUCAAAUUUAAUUAUUUUUAAAGGUGAUCUGAACUAUAGGAAGUUAACAGGUGACCGAAAAUGGGACUUCACAGUGCCGUUCCAUCAAGCCUUGAACAAUUUUCAUCCUGCCCCCCUCUGCAGUUUAAGAACACUAAAAUCUGAUGUUCAGGUUGGAUUAAAACCUGGAGAAGGUCAACAGUUAAUGAAUACUGAACCUGAUUGGAUGAUAAUUGGGAAAUAUGGUAUAGUCCAAUUUGAUGCUGCUUCAUGAUUGACUGGAAUGAUAUGAAGGAUAACACUGUUAAAUCAAGGAUGGAAGACCACUAGCUUUCAAUAUGCAUGUUCUUUUUCCUUCAAAGUGUCUUGCUGUUAUUUUAAAAGUGAUAUACAACUGUGACACAUUAGAGACUCUUUUCUGGUAUUUUCUUCCAAAAUGUCAAAAAGAUAUCAAAUAUUCUCUUAUAUUAACUAUUUUGCUUUAUAAUUAAAGAAUGCUAGUGACAGAGGAUUGAUUAAUUAGCAUGAUUUUAACAUACAUAUACUACAAGGUGGCUAAUUGGCUUGAAUUCCUGUAGCAGAAGUCUUAUUUUAAAGCUACUAGAGUUGU